This is a messenger RNA of Manihot esculenta (cassava), 2106 nucleotides long. RefSeq names its product nucleolar protein 56. The transcript is spliced from 8 exons. The record is from RefSeq and is a predicted model, not a curated record. The coding region runs from base 129 to 1736 and encodes 535 amino acids. Gene Ontology annotation, cellular component: box C/D methylation guide snoRNP complex; small-subunit processome. Gene Ontology annotation, molecular function: snoRNA binding. NCBI's taxonomy places the organism in Eukaryota, Viridiplantae, Streptophyta, Magnoliopsida, Malpighiales, Euphorbiaceae.
AAAAUCCUAACCCCUCUGUUCACUGCUGUGCUCAUCCUUCCUUCCUAUUUCCAUUCGCCGAUAACAAAGAAAGGAGGGAAAUAUAGCUCACAUUGAUUGUGUAUCUUUGUUGUGCCUACAUUUGAAUCAUGGCUUUGUAUUUACUAUACGAGUCGGCCUCUGGUUACAGUCUCUUUCUCGCUAAUGGUCUUGAUGAAAUUGGGCAGAACACGGAGGCUGUUCGCAGCUCCGUCGCAGAUCUUAACCGUUUUGGCAAAGUGGUUCAGCUGACUGCUUUUCAUCCGUUUGAGUCGUCUUUAGACGCUCUGAAUCAGUGUAACUCAGUCUCUGAAGGGCUUAUGACGGAUGAGUUGAGGAGCUUUUUAGAACUCAAUCUCCCAAAAGUGAAGGAAGGUAAGAAGCCAAAGUUUAGUUUAGGAGUUGCUGAGCCCAAGUUGGGGUCACAUAUAUUUGAAGAGACAAAAAUACCUUGUCGAAGUAAUGAAUUUGUUCUUGAGCUUCUCCGCGGUGUACGGCUACAUUUUGAAAGGUUCAUCAAGGACCUAAAGCCUGGUGACUUGGAGAAAGCCCAACUUGGUCUGGGGCACAGUUACAGCAGGGCAAAAGUGAAAUUUAAUGUCAAUCGAGUUGACAAUAUGGUUAUUCAAGCAAUUUUCCUCCUUGAUACUCUCGAUAAGGAUAUCAACUCAUUCUCAAUGAGAGUCAGGGAAUGGUACUCUUGGCAUUUCCCUGAAUUAGUGAAGAUUGUCAAUGACAACUAUCUCUAUGCAAAACUUGCCAAGUUCAUAGAUGACAAGGCAAAGUUGUCUGAAGACAAAAUCCCAGAUUUAAUAGACAUACUUGGAGAUGAAGAUAAGGCAAAGGAGGUUGUAGAAGCUGCAAAAGCAUCAAUGGGACAGGAUUUAUCCCCAAUUGACUUGAUUAAUGUCCAGCAGUUUGCUCAGAGGGUAAUGGAUCUCUCCGAGUAUAGGAAAAAGCUCUACGAAUAUCUGGUUACUAAAAUGAAUGACAUAGCGCCUAAUUUGGCCUCCUUGAUUGGUGAAGUUGUUGGUGCUCGUUUGAUUUCCCAUGCUGGUAGUCUCACAAAUCUGGCUAAGUGCCCUUCUUCUACCCUUCAGAUCCUUGGUGCAGAAAAGGCAUUGUUCAGGGCAUUGAAAACCCGAGGAAACACUCCAAAAUAUGGUUUGAUCUUCCAUUCAUCUUUUAUUGGACGAGCUUCUGCUCGCAACAAGGGACGCAUGGCGCGUUAUCUAGCAAACAAAUGUUCAAUUGCAUCUCGUAUUGAUUGUUUUGCGGAAAGGGGCACUACCGUCUUUGGAGAAAAACUAAGAGAACAAGUUGAGGAGCGCCUGGAUUUCUAUGACAAGGGAGUUGCUCCUCGUAAAAAUAUUGACGUGAUGAAAGUUGCGAUGGAGAGUGCUCAGUAUAAAGAUGUUGAUAUGGAAGCAGAAGUACCUGCUGUACCUUCAGAAAAGAAAAGCAAGAAAAAGAAAUCAAAAUCUGAGGCUGCAGAGAAUGCUGAACCUAUGGCUGAGGAUAAAUCAGAGAAGAAAAAGAAGAGAAAAUUGGAGCAAAAGCUGGCUAUGGAGAAUUCAAAUGGUGUAAAUGGAGCUGAGGCAGAGCAGGAUGGAGCUGCCGAGAAGAAGAAAAAUAAUAAGAGUAAAGAUGAAGAUGGAGAGAAUGUGCAGCAUCUUAAAAAGAAAAAGAAGAAGUCAAAAGGUGAGAAUGAUAAAUGAACUUUGAAAGGUGUGUCCUGUUUGUCAGCAGAAUUUUGACGGUGGAAGUGGCGUUGAUAAGAACUUCUGUGAAAUAUUCAACAAUGUACUAGUUUAUUUGUGUUUUAAUUAUUGGAAGUAACACCACUAUGUCUAUGUCCGUUAUCGGCAAAUUUUGAUUGUUGUAACGGGAUAUCGUACAUGGGCAUCGGGUGGCCUUCUGUUUAGUGCUUCUUUGGCGGCUAACCGGGUCGUGAUCAAGCUGCCUUGAAUAGUAGUUCCACUUUAAUAGCAAAGCUUUUGGCUGUGGUGGUUGACGGGUGCAAAAUCACGGCUACCCCAGGACUACUCUUCUCAAUUUGGCAAUUGGUAUUAUAUGUUUUAUUUUUUA